GUCACAGAAACUGGAUUUGCCCCAAAUAGCUGCAUGAUACCAUCAUGAAGUUCAACAAUUACGUGUUGCUAUCACAAAGGAUGGAUUGGUCUAAUAUACCACCACACAGAUUCAAGACCUCAAAGUCCACAGGACACACUCAAGUAACUGGUUUAAGGUAGAACUAGUGGAUUACGGUCUUACGUACCAUUUUGAAUUAAGAAUACAUGAUGGCCACUCCCAUCCCCAAGCAGUAGAGCAUCUAUUUAAACUGAAUCGACUUCGAAACAGUUCAGUCUCUCAAGUGCUCAGAGUUCAACUGACUUAGCAACGAAUUUCACGAUGUCAUUUUCAUUUAUCGUUCUCGCUGUCUUAGGAGUGACAUUUGACUUCCGAACAACAGAUGCUGCGUAUGUAGACGUGUCCUCUCUUGCCUUUCUUUAUGUUCUAGUGCUGUUAUCCUCUAUCUUGCAGAACUGGAACCGUUGAAUGUCUGGACAGCAAGACACACGCUGUCCUAGAAUACCACACAGGACCUCUUCAGCCUGGUCGCGUGAUCAUGAUCAGAAGUCCAAGAAACCCUCUUGAUGUUUCUACUUACAGACCAAAUACAAAGUGCAUAUGGACUAUCACGGCUGCAGCAAACAACAUGAGAGGUGCUUUCUACAUUCCUCGUCUCCAACUGGAUGCACCCACAGGUAACUGUGGCCCACUGGCAGAAGACAGAAUUGCCAUUAGAAAGAACACGGGUGACCGCGAUUACGUCUAUCUCUGUGGAGAAAAAGGGGAACGAAGUCUAGUGUAUACUAUGCAACAUCAGUCAACACUAGAGUUCACAGCAGACUUCGAAAGCAAGAGUGAUGGCUUCUUGGGGUUGUUCUUUGAAUAUGGUAAACUGCUAAGCAGCCAUGCUUAUCAACUACUACAUACUAAUGUAUCAAUAUAUUCUGCCUUGCAGAUCCUAAUACUGCCAAUAAUAGUGACACAGACCAGGAUCAUGAUGAACCAACACUGCCACCUGAAGAAAUCAACAUACUCAAUCAACUGCUCGUCCACGGUGGCCGCCAUCAGCUUUGUCAAUCGUGUGCAGCCAAACGAUAUCUCGGCAACAGCAUCUUUUCCUGCCUCUGUUCCGGUUAUGACACAACAUGCACUAAACAGCGACCUACAAGACGUCCCUCACUGCGUCCUACAUGGUUACCUACACGAAUGCUCACACAGAAAGUGACGCAACAAAGUCCAGCAGACAAUUGAAAGUAGAUACUGAGAUAUAUAUUUGACUAUUGCUUCAAGUUGUUGUGUAUGUACAGUUGACAAUAUAUUAAUAUCAGGUAUCAAUCACACGUGUAAAAGCUGGUUUACAGUAACUUACGCAAGCCGAACAUCAGCCCCGCUUUUACCAUCAACGUAGUCAGACGCCGAAACUUAUUGAUUUACAG
Molecule: messenger RNA, 1418 nt
Organism: Corticium candelabrum
Lineage: Eukaryota; Metazoa; Porifera; Homoscleromorpha; Homosclerophorida; Plakinidae
Exons: 2
Coding region: 539-1207 (222 amino acids)
Source: RefSeq, a predicted model, not a curated record